Molecule: messenger RNA, 3048 nt
Organism: Alternaria ethzedia
Lineage: Eukaryota; Fungi; Ascomycota; Dothideomycetes; Pleosporales; Pleosporaceae
Exons: 1
Coding region: 1-3048 (1015 amino acids)
Biological process (GO): recombinational repair
Cellular component (GO): nucleus
Molecular function (GO): 3'-5' DNA helicase activity; DNA binding; ATP binding
Source: RefSeq, a predicted model, not a curated record
AUGGACGCAUUGUUGGAAGGGCUUAACGACGCGCAGAAGAGCGCGGUGACAAGUCCCGCCAAUGUUGUUCAAGUGCUCGCGCCGCCGGGGUCAGGCAAGACCAAAACACUUACAGCACGCGUCGCGUACCACAUCAAUCACGAGCGACUACAACCAUGGAACAUCAUCGUAUGCACGUUCACCAUCAAGGCCGCACGGGAGAUGAAGGAAAGAAUCAAGGGUUUUGUUGGAGAGAAACUUGAGGCGAAACUGAUUCUGGGUACCUUCCAUUCGGUCGCGCGUCGCUUCCUGUCUCGGUACGGUCAAGAGAUUGGGAUUGAUAAGAACUUUGGCAUCGCGGAUACUAGCGACAGCACAGCAAUAUUGAAGCGUAUCGUGACGCGCCAUCAGUACACAGUAGAGCCUGGCCAUGCUCGCUCCAGGAUCUCCAAGUUGAAAGCCAAGGGCGUCACGGCCGACGACUUUCGCAGAACAGCUAAGAAUGUCAACGAUAACGAGUUUGCUAUGGUAUAUUCGUCCUACCAGGAACACUUAGCCGCCUCAAAUCUCCUCGACUAUGACGACCUCCUCGUCCGCUGUGUGGAUCUGUUAAGAAAAUCACCAUCUUGUGUCUCGACGAUACAGGCUGUACUCAUUGACGAGUAUCAGGAUACCAACAACAUCCAGUAUGAGUUGAUGAGAUUGUUAUCUCAGAAAACAAGACGUAUUACCAUCGUCGGUGAUCCGGACCAGAGCAUAUACAGCUUCCGAUCAGCCGAGAUCAAGAAUUUGCUGCGGAUGCGCACUGAUUACCCAGAAUCAGUUGUGAUCAAUUUGGAGAACAACUAUCGAUCUUCGGGAUGCAUCCUAAGCUCCGCUAUGGCUGUCAUAGAGCAGGAUGAGAGUCGGCCACAGAAGUCGCUGAUUGCUACCCACGGUGUCGGCGAGCAACCCACUCUUCGCCAUCUUAUAUCGGCGAAUGUGGAGGCAAAAUGGAUCGUUGAAGAGAUACACCGGACCAAAACGCUUACAGCCGGGCUGUUGAGCUUCAAUGACUACGCUAUACUUGUGCGAUCGUCUCCACUCACACUACAGAUUGAGAGAGCGCUCGGACAAGCUGGAAUUCCGUAUCGCAUGGUCGCUGGCACGAAAUUCUUCGACCGUGCGGAAAUCAAAAUUAUCUUGGACUACCUCCGUGUGAUAAGCCAGCCUGAACACAACGAUGCGGUAGCGCGUGUCAUCAACGUACCUUCUCGGAAGGUCGGCGAUACUACUGUCAAGGCCCUUCUCGAAGAAGCAGAGAUCAGGAAAGUGACCUUGUGGAAGUUAGUGCUUGACGUGGCUCAAGGCAGAAGAAAGCCGGAAAGCAAAGUGUCCGCCCAGGCGCAGAAGGGUAUUGAGCAGUUCGUCAAUGUUAUCAUCACCUCUCGCGAGAAGCUUCUUCCUGCUAAAGGCGAAGACUGCAACCUGCUAGGUCUUAUAUCGCACGUCACAACCAAGAUUUCUUUCCAGUCCUAUCUCAAGCAGGCGCACAAAGAGAACUGGCAAGAUCGAUGGGCCAACGUGGAGGAGCUGGUGAAUCAGGCGACACAAAUGGCUACAGCAGUCGCCAAUGGAGAAGAGAUCUCUGACGACGCCUUGCCAGCAGUAGAAGGCAUCGAACAGCGGCACGACACUGCAGCUGAUAUCUUGUCCAAGUUUCUAGCCAAUGUCACCCUCUCGAGCGCGGCAGACCAGGAGGGCAGUGAACUAGACCAGGUCACCAUCUCCACCAUUCACGCAGCAAAGGGUCUUGAAUGGCCUGUGGUCUUCAUGCCUGCUGUUUACGACGGAUCCAUCCCCCAUUCCCGAGCGGACGAUCACGACGAAGAACGGCGCUUGCUAUAUGUUGGCAUGACUCGAGCACAAGGCUUACUGUACUUAAGUUGCCCAGUCAAACAGUCGGGCCAGGAGCAGACGACACUUUCGAGAUUCAUAUCGGAUCGGAAAAUCCAAAAGCUUUUCAGCAAUAGAGGGCCAGAUCUUGCAUUUAAGAGGAGUACCGUACCAGAGUUAGCCCGCAUCCUUCGCAGAGAAUGCCCAUCAUCUGAAGAUAUGAAGACAGCUCUCUGCUUGUUGGAACGUCCAGAGGAUGACCAGUACCCAACGACUCGGGAGGAGAUUGACGGAGAUGACCCAACAUGGGCCGCAUACGGUGGCAAAACCAACGGUGCUGGGCUAGACCAAUCUUUCAAGCGGCGUAAGUUGGAAUCGUCAAGCUCUCUGUCUAAAGACUCAGUAGCAUCUACGAUGAACCGAACGUCUGCUUUCUCGACAGCGACAACCACGAUGCAGAGUGUAAAAGCCGGGUUCACUAGCGCACGAGAUCUUGGAGACCUACAAGCAAUGCAAAGAGAAGCAGAGCGGAUUCGCACUCUAGCCAGUGCUCCAUACGUCGAGGCUGGUAGAGAAGUCUACAAGGAUGCGAAGAAGGCAGAAGCAAAGCCUGCGCGCGCAAAGGUUGUCAAGCCACGUGCAACUGGUCAAGGUUCCAUUACGAGUUUCUUCAAGCGAUCAAACAGCACGCUGUCUGAGGAAACCGAACCACCGCCAUCUUUCGACGCGCCGUCUUUACAACGCUCGCAGUCUUCGUUUGCAACCAAUACUCCACUCUACGAUAUCUCCAACACUCAGCCCGCUGUCUCACGUCCACCACGUCCAUUCCAGCCCCUUUCGAUACCCAGUCACAAAGUUACAACCCGACCUAUCCUCACCAAGCCAAAACGUGCGGAGCCAGAACCUGGGAUGGAGAGCACGCGGUACGUUCUUUUGUCCAGCUCACCGCCUAAACCUGAGGCGGAGAAUACAUACCAAGCAGAGAAAGAGCUCGGAGAACCGGCAAGUCCAAUGAAGCAAGCAUCGUCAUCUUUUAAUUCGGCAGCGGGUUUCCGUCCGGCGUCGACAUUUCAUACAACAUCAAUGAGUCAGGUACAAACCCAGUCGGCACAGAGGAAGACACUGGGCGCGAGGAGAAGCAUGCAGCCGUGGAGUGUAAAGCACAGUGCUAUGCCGAAGCCACGGUCAUCUUGA